Cadophora gregata is the source of this 2403-nucleotide messenger RNA. RefSeq lists its product as uncharacterized. The record is from RefSeq and is a predicted model, not a curated record. Lineage: Eukaryota; Fungi; Ascomycota; Leotiomycetes; Helotiales; Ploettnerulaceae. Gene Ontology annotation, molecular function: rDNA binding; RNA polymerase I general transcription initiation factor activity. Gene Ontology annotation, biological process: transcription initiation at RNA polymerase I promoter; nucleolar large rRNA transcription by RNA polymerase I. The transcript has a single exon. Bases 251 to 2365 code for a protein of 704 amino acids. Gene Ontology annotation, cellular component: RNA polymerase I upstream activating factor complex.
CGAUCCAAAUCUCGAACCUAAAGCUUAUUUUCACUUUUACGGAACAGUUUGCAAUUUUUCAAUAUAAAGUCUCAGGUCGUUGAGAGAAGUCUCUGCCUAACACUUCACGUCUCCUAAAUCCACUGUUUGCUCGAUAUUCUGUUUUUGGGAAGGUCUGUCUCGCUUUAACUGCUCUGUAGAAUGAUGUGGAUUGCUGAAAAAGACUGCACAUUUCACAAAAGUCGCCUGAAGGGCUAGUAACGACGGCAUCAUGGAUCUGGAUGAACCGGAGACUAUGGGAUGGAAUGAGUACCCUGACGAAAGCUCAGGAUCAGCAUAUGAGAUCUCAGACGAUGAGGAAUCACAUGAUGAAGAUGAUGAAGAACUUCCAGCUUUGAGAGGAGGAUCUGAAAGAGGAAGGAAAGCAAUCAAGAGCCACAGCAAAAAAGACGGAAAGAACACGCCAAAUCUGGAAGUCAGAGAAGACGCCGCGGGAUGGGCUUCGAGCUUCCAGGCACCCAAAGCAGAGGACAUCAAGGCCCCUCGAAGACAGUCUCGCGGAGGAAAGAAGCGAAGGGCUCCUAAACUAGCAACAGAAAGUCGCAUCAAGCGUCUUAAGAGUUUCUAUAGCAACCAAUACCGGGAACUCUUGAACUGUGAAAUCCAAGAUGCAGCAUCAAGUGUGGCUGAUAGUGAUGGGCUCAAAGAGAGUCAGAUUGGAUCGUCAAUCUGGACAGCAGCCGAGAAAGGCAUCCUGUUCAAUGCUCUGCAGAGCCUGGGUAGAGACAACGUUCCGGGGAUUGCAGAACGUAUUGGGAGUAAAUCACAGCACCAAGUACAGGAGUACGUCAAUCUUAUGCUGGAAGGGGUCAUGAAGAGGAAAGAGAAAUACUAUCAAUUGGUCGCUCCCACGGAUUAUCCAACUGCUGUCGAGAUCAGCGAUGAGUGUUGUGCCAUUCUGGAACGAGCUGGUGAUGCUCUUGCCGCUCAUCAGGAGCUCGCGGAAGAGAAAGUAGAGAAGGCCAAAUGGGGCGAUACAUGGUUGAUCAACGAGGAUGUUGCUCUCCAAAUCGAAAAAAAGAGGAAGCAAUCAUCCGAUGAGGAAGAAAUGGAAGAAGUUUUACCAGCCGCCGUCCUUCUAAAUCUCAAUACAUGGAUGGAACUUGCAGAUCGAAUCUUCAUGAACCCAGGCUUCCCUCGGGAAGAAGAUAAUUGGCAAGCCAUUGCCGAGCCCGGAGAAGAACCAGCAGUGAGAGCCACUGCAUUCGAAGAUUUCCAUUCUCUUGCCUACAAUGUCACGAAACGACUCGUGUCGACUGCCCUGUUCUGCUCAAUGUCUCGACAGCGAGCGAAAGGAUCCAACAAGGUCAAACAUGCAGAAGUUAACACAAACGAUGUGGAAGCAGCAGUCAAUAUCCUGGGUUUGAAAGCAGAUAGCCAUGAGUACUGGAUGGGAGUCGCCAAACGAUGUUCUUUACAGGUUAUCGACGAUGAUUACGAUGAGGCACUUGAUAUGACAUACAAAGAAGUUGAAAGGGCGCUACGAGAACGGCAUCCAAGAACCCGGUCUCGUUCUAUGAGUCGAGCUCGAAGUCAGAGUCGAGUUCGGAGUGAGCCUCCAGAGCGCAUUGCAGUCAAUUCCGAGAAAAGUCAGCAUACAGAUUCUGAAGACGACGAGGCACACACUGAUUCCGAAUCCGAAUCCGAACACGAAUCUAUCGUCCAGUCUGAAGAAGAGUUCAUGAGCAGCCCGCCACCCUCAGAUAGCAGUACAUCCGACUCUGAACCGACACCCGUAGCGGUCCACCCCAAGUCUCACCCCAAACCAAACAGCCCGACAAGGCAACAAAGCCCCGAAGGAGCGCAAGACGUACAUACCGAAGCACACGACAUGUACACCAGCCAAACAGAAGAAAUUCGUCUAUGGAAUCUCCUCGGACAGGUUCCUCCAUUUGACUUCACGUUAUCUCCUGUACAGGAGAAAGCACCCAAGUCUGUCAGAGAUGUAUUGGUGGACAGAGAGAAUUGGAGAGACUAUGUCGGGUAUCUUAAUGAAUGGGAGACUAUGGAUAGUCCAGUUCUGAGGGAGGAAUUCGAACGGAAUCGGAGGAAGUCUGAGAGGAAGGCGAGGAGGAAGGCGGCCAAGGCAUUAGAGGAAGAUAGUGGAGACGGAAGUAUUGAAUAUCAAGUCGGGGAAGAGGAUGCGCAGCAAGAUGGUAGCAACGAUGAGGUGGAAGUCCAGCACGAGCUGUUACAAGUUGAGAGUCCACGCCAGCACAGUCCUGAGUAUCAGUCUUCUGAUCCAGAAUCGGAGGCUUCUCACGGUGACGGCUCGGUGCGAUCAGAGAACGAGGAAAUGGAAGAAGAACAAAUCAGGUCAGAGUAGCUAUAUAAAAGAUCCAUUCCAACAGUUCUAAGUGACAC